Molecule: messenger RNA, 807 nt
Organism: Candida dubliniensis CD36
Lineage: Eukaryota; Fungi; Ascomycota; Pichiomycetes; Serinales; Debaryomycetaceae
Product: oxidoreductase
Exons: 1
Coding region: 1-807 (268 amino acids)
Cellular component (GO): cytosol
Molecular function (GO): oxidoreductase activity
Source: RefSeq, a predicted model, not a curated record
AUGUCAUUUGGUAGAAAAGCUGCUGAAAGAUUAGCCAAUAGAUCCAUUCUUAUCACUGGUGCUUCAUCUGGGAUUGGUGAAGCAUGUGCUAAAGUUUUCGCUGAAGCAUCUAAUGGUCAAGUUAAAUUAGUUUUAGGAGCAAGAAGAAAAGAACGAUUAGUUAAAUUAUCUGAUACUUUAAUUAAACAAUAUCCUAAUAUUAAAAUUCAUCAUGAUUUUUUGGAUGUUACUAUUAAAGAUUCAAUUUCAAAAUUCAUUGCUGGAAUUCCUCAUGAAUUUGAACCUGAUGUAUUAAUUAAUAAUAGUGGUAAAGCCUUGGGGAAAGAAGAAGUUGGAGAAUUGAAAGAUGAAGAUAUUACGGAAAUGUUUGAUACUAAUGUCAUUGGAGUCAUUCGUAUGACUCAAGCAGUUUUACCUUUACUUAAAAAAAAACCUUAUGCUGAUGUGGUUUUCAUUGGAAGUAUUGCUGGACGUGUUCCUUAUAAAAAUGGAGGUGGUUAUUGUGCAUCUAAAGCUGCUGUUCGUAGUUUCACCGAUACAUUUAGAAAAGAAACUAUUAAUACUGGUAUUAGAGUCAUUGAAGUUGAUCCAGGUGCAGUACUUACUGAAUUUAGUGUUGUUCGUUAUAAAGGUGACACUGAUGCUGCCGAUGCUGUUUAUACUGGUACUGAACCAUUAACACCAGAAGAUGUUGCUGAAGUGGUUGUUUUUGCAUCUUCAAGAAAACAAAAUACCGUUAUUGCUGAUACUUUGAUUUUCCCAAAUCAUCAAGCUUCUCCAGAUCAUGUUUAUAGAAAACCUAAUUAA